ACCCCAAUCUUUUACCCCAAGCUCCCUUCUGUGCCCAACCUCCACCCAGACUCCGUAUCUACUCCAUUAAUAACACGGAAAAAUGCAGCCCUUGCCCACUUUCCGAAAUCUUGGAGUGCCCCCCUGUCAAAAAUUAUUGCCCACCCCCGAUCUGAGGGCAUCCCUCUCCUCUGGCCAUAAAGAAAGGGAGGGUGGUCAUGAGCAGCCCUGGAUGUGCUAAGAGAUUCUAGUCCCUUCCACCUUCCUCCCAGGCAGGUCAAGAGUCCAUGUGUUAGGCUACUUCCUCCAGGUACUGGGUGAGCAAGGAAAGAGGUGAGGGCUCCACAUUAGUGACUGCCUCCAAUUCCACUAGCACAAAAUCAAACCUAUAGCAAAGAUGGGACACAUGCAGGUAUAACAAAGCAGUUAGUCUCUGGGCCCUCUCACUUUCAAGACAGACAGCUUUUGGUGGAAACAGUGCUCGUAUUGUCCUACACUACUGGAGUGGGAGAGCAUGAGUUUUUCACAAUGAGCUCAAUCAAACUAAGCCCACACACACAUGUACAGUAACGCCUAUGUAACCCACAUAUCUGCUGGGUGUGGUUCAUUGUCCCAUCUAGUGGCACUUAGAGAGAGAGAGAGCCUUAGCUGAGAGCUUUUUAAUUCAAACUAUAGAGGUUCAUGCACUAAGCUCCAGAGGUCCCAGGUUUGGUUUGUCUGUCAAUGUUACACCUGUAUUUCAGGACUUGAGACAGAUGUGAAUGAGUGGCCCAAUUAUAGUUGCCUGCCAGCCCUAUCAGACUAUUUUCUAGAGAUGCUGUUAUAAUCUAUCUCUACUGUGGUGCCUAUAGGUCACGGCCAGCUGGCUCUGGUUAAGUAAGUGGUGAACUGAGACUUCUGUUUUUUUUGCUUACUCUAGUACUUCUCCCACCUUUACCUUGUUGGUCCGUCUUGCCUACCUGCCACACCCUGCCUGACACCUUGACUUGGGUUUAUGCUGAGUUACAACAGUUGGAGGUAUGGCCCAGAAUGUGUCCUAGUGGCGAAACCUGUUAGACGAGGAUUGCAGUGAACCUGGAAGAACUGGAGAGCCACUUAAUUAUUGAAUGGAGCGAUCAACGGCCGUAUGUGUUUGACAGUACAGCAUCCUGACUCUGCACUGUGACAUUUGUGUGGUCAAGGCUUGUCAUUGUGGCAUAUCUGUGCAACAUGAUGAAGACAACACAAAGCAGUCUUUGAAUGUUCUGCUGUGAUAACUUUUGUGGUUCUGUAUUAUUCCCAGCAUUGUGGAUUUUCCAGCAUGUCAGAACCUAUAACGCUCAAUGUUGGAGGAAAACUGUACACCACUUCCCUGUCUACCCUGACAAGUUUUCCAGACUCCAUGUUGGGUGCUAUGUUUAGUGGAAAGAUGCCUACCAAGAGGGAUAGCCAAGGCAACUGUUUCAUUGACAGAGAUGGCAAAGUGUUCCGCUACAUCCUAAACUUCUUGAGAACAUCCCACUUGGACCUCCCUGAGGACUUCCAGGAAAUGGGCUUGUUGCGCCGGGAAGUGGAUUUUUAUCAAGUCCAGCCACUGAUUGAAGCGUUGCAAGAGAAGGAGGUGGAGCUGUCCAAAGCUGAGAAGAAUGCCAUGCUUAAUAUCACUUUGGAUCAGAGGACACAAACUGUUCACUUCACGGUUCGGGAAGCACCCCAGAUCUACAGCCUGUCUUCUUCCAACAUGGAAGUAUUUAGUGCCCACAUAUUCAGCACGUCAUCUUUGUUCUUGAAGCUUCUGGGUUCCAAACUUUACUAUUGCUUCAAUGGUAACCUAUCUUCAAUAUCCAGCUUCCUGAAGGACUCCAACCACUUGACCUUAGAUUGGGUCGCACCUGUGGAAGGCCUGCCAGAAGAGGAGUACACUAGACAGAACUUAAAGAGACUUUGGGUGUUGCCAGCUAAUAAGCAAAUUAAUAGCUUCCAGGUGUUUGUGGAAGAGGUGCUAAAAAUAGCCAUGAGUGAUGGCUUUUGUGUGGAUUCCUCCCACCCACAUGCCUCUGAUUUAAUGAAUAAUAAGAUUAUUCGAUUAAUUCGGUACAAGUAAAAAUAGCCUGUUAAGAUAUCAGGAUAGACAUAACCCAACACAGUGUUUUGUUUUAAGACCCACUUCAAGACGCAGUAGCAAACAGCUUACUACAAAAUUGUGAUAAUCUUCAUUAAGAAUCACUAACUGUGACUUGAUUUUUCCUAUACUGAAUUUAUCAUUAUGUCCUUUCAGAAUAUGUCUAUAUUCUAGAUGGAUGAAGUACUGUCUACUGUCUUGAGUUGGGUUAGGAAUUAAGGAGUCCUGGGCUCCAUUUCUUCCUUUGCCACAGAUUUGCUGGGUGAUUAAGGGCCGGUCACUUCUCUCUGAUUCUGUUUUCCCAUUGGAGAAGAGGGAUAAUAAUACUUACUUCAAAAGAAUGCCAUGAGGCUUAAAUAAUGAAGUUUACAUAUCACCAUGAGAUCGUCCAUUGCAGUGUUUAUAGAGCUUCAGAGUUGUAUUGAGUGCAAUGGGUCUGAUUCUCUUAUCACAUUGUGUAGCUAAUUAUACCUGGCUAGAGUGGCUGUAGACUGCUACCAGGUCAGCAGGAUAGAGAUUUCACUCUCACACACCAGGUAUAAUCGACUAUGCAAGGAAGUGGAGGCUGUGGCUCAGUGUUUAAUCUGAAGUCGUCUUGUCCCAGUGAAGGCUAGUUCUUUUCCCUGUAAUGAACUCUCAAUCCUGUUCUUUUAUUGGAGUAUCCAUGUUUGCACUAGGCCAGUGGUUCCCAACCUUUUCAAGCAUAUGGACCCCUUUUCAAUCUGUUAAAAUUUUACGCUCCCCCCCCCAAAAGGGAAGCAGCAGGAAAGCAGCAGCCAGCACAUCCCUUGGCUUGUGCUGCUUCCUCAGCUCCCACUUCCUCCAACCCCUGCUCAUCCAUGGAGGAUACAGUUAGGGGGUUCUUAUGGCCAAAGACAGCUCCUGCCCUGGCACUCCACCCUUGGCAAGCAUGGAAUCCUGGGGAAGAAAAAAAAAGAAAAGGAAAAGAAAAGUAAGGGUCAGGCCCACUGUGGGACUGGGAGGAGGGAGAGGACUGGAGCGUAAACGGCAGCGCAGCUAGUGGCGGGAGGACGGAUGGUGCCUCCUGAGCUAUCAAGAUCCCAUCUUGAGGAUGGGAAGCAUGUGCGUGUGGCUGGUCGCACAUGGAAAGUCCCAGGCCCUCAGUGGGCCUGAUCCUUACUUUUCCUUUCCUAAAUUUUCCACAGACCCCCUACAGUACCAUCGUGGACUCCCAGGGGUCUGCGGACCCCAGGUUGGAAACCACUGUACUAGGAAAUUUGGAUGCCAUUGCAGAGAAAAUAACACUGUCUACUACAUAGGUUUUUUUUUUAUUUAAACGUGUGGAAACACUUAAAUCUUAUUAGGCUCAAAUGCAUUAAAGGUAACUAGGUUUAGUCUUUCUGAUAAUGGUAUGUGUGUUUAAAGGAUAGUUUUGGAAAACGCUUUUUGUUCUGAAGAUUAUUAAGAGAAUACAAAGUAGCGGCCUCCAAAUGUAUUCUAAAUAGUUUGGACCACAUCCACACAUGCCCCACACCUUCUCUUUGGGCAAGUGCUUCUUAGGGGAAAGGUGUACUGAAGGCUUCAUAGCUGUACUAAACAUAAUGCAGCUUCAUAGCUAUACUAAACAUAGUUUGCCUUUUGGAAUAAAAUUUAUCCCUUCUAUAAGAUUAUACAUGAGAAGCUCUCUAGUUACUUUUCUUCAGUAAGGACCAGGGUCCUGAUUCUCCUUGUACCUGGUGCAUUGUUUGCACUAGUGCCAAGUGAGUGUUGUAAGAGACUACCCAAUCAGAAUGGAAGCAUUUUAUACCUAUUGUGCUCUGGUGUGAAUGACUACACACAAGGGAAGGAAAUGGAGAACUAGCUCAGUAGAAAUGGUGGAAAUGGCCAAGCUCUUUAACUAAGGCCUUGUCUGCUCUAUAACUUCUAAUAACAUUUCUAAUCACUUAGCAGCAUGGUUUGCUCUAAACAUAAUUAGCAUCCACUCCAACCAUGCUGAGCACUCAGGCAUGAGUUGCCAUGACUACUGUGGUCCUUGCAAGCAUUAUAGACUAGCAGUUGUCUUUCUGGAAGUAAGUCAUCACCCUCAAACGCUGACUGCAAUGGGAAACCUCUGGAUGCUGUCUAGUAUCUGUCAGCAUUAAUGAAGGGAGAAUACAGUGGUCUAUAAAGCAUCCAAUAACUAGCAUCCAUACCUGCAUUUUUAUUGUCUCCAGAAGCUUUUAAAUGAGAUCUGUAUUUUUACAAAGCUUAGCCUCGUCUCAGUCCCUGCUUCAAAAAGUAGCAUGGUGCUGACCCAGCUUAUAAGUUACCAUUGCAUAAGAGUUGUAUUUUGUUUCUGUUAUUAAAAUGUAUAAAAUCUGUGCAACUUUGUGACCAAGCUGUACUGGCUGUUGAUGGUAAAAACCCAGAUGUUGCAGCAAGUGGUAUGAGCAGCUUGACAUACAACACCACUUCCCGAGUCAGUGCUGCAUCAGUGUGAUACAGGAAGCACCAGCCAACUGUAGAUUCUGCCUUUUGGGUGAGAUGUAAAAUUGAGGUCCUACCCCCUUCUAAUAGGGGUUGGUAAUAAUUAUUGAAGGGGGGCCACUUUGUGAAUUUCAGAAGUGGCUGUGGGCUGUCCCGGAAGGGGCGGGGCCUCAGGUGGAAGAGGCUGG
Pelodiscus sinensis (Chinese soft-shelled turtle) is the source of this 4695-nucleotide messenger RNA. It is a transcript of the gene KCTD21, whose product is annotated as potassium channel tetramerization domain containing 21. NCBI's taxonomy places the organism in Eukaryota, Metazoa, Chordata, Testudines, Trionychidae. Gene Ontology annotation, molecular function: cullin family protein binding; histone deacetylase binding. Gene Ontology annotation, biological process: ubiquitin-dependent protein catabolic process; protein homooligomerization. The record is from RefSeq and is a predicted model, not a curated record.